UUUUUUUUUUCUAGCUAUUCUAAAACUCGCCAUAUAUAUUACUAAAUGUGGUUACCGAUUCUUGGAAACCAUUUAUUUUCAUUACAAAAAUGGAGCUUCAUACUAGUGAACAAUCGGCAACCCACCACACGUGCCAUCCGUGCCGGCGAGUCAUUCCAUACAGAAUCUACGCCGUAGUUCACACGUGUGGUAUCAUAGCCCUCAUGUAUCACCAUGCAUAUUCACUUCUGACAGAACACACCGCUCUAACAUCGUUUCUUCUUCUCCUCUCCGACGUCGUUCUCGCUUUCAUGUGGGCCAGCACAACGUCCCUCCGGCUAAACCCGGUUCAUCGAACCGAGUACCCUGAAAAAUAUUUUUCUAAACCGGAAGAGCAUUUCCCGAAGCUAGACGUGUUCAUAUGCACUGCUGAUCCUUACAAGGAGCCUCCCAUGAUGGUGGCCAACACGGUCUUAUCAGUGAUGGCAUUCGGUUACCCGUCUUAUAAGGUCUCUGUCUACGUAUCGGAUGAUGGUGGAUCGUCAUUAACGUUGUUUGCUUUGAUGGAGGCUGCUAAGUUCUCUGAGCAUUGGUUGCCUUUUUGCAAGAAGAAUAAUGUUCAAGAUCGGUCUCCUGAAGUUUAUUUUUCCUUGAAGUCAAGUUCUUGUACUGAGGAAGCUGAAAAUCUUAAGAAAAUGUAUGAAGAUGUGAAGGAGAGAGUAGAACAUGUGGUGAAUAUUGGCAAAGUUGAUCAAGAUCAGUUUCGUGAGGUCUUCGAUUUGUUGGACCACAAAUUCACUCCUCAGGACCAUCCAAGUAUUAUUAAGGUUCUACAAAACAACGAGACAGGGAUAACGCCAAACCUAAUAUAUGUAUCAAGAGAGAAGAGUAGAGCUACACCACAUCAUUUCAAAGCCGGUGCUCUUAAUACAUUGUUACGAGUUUCUUCGGUGAUGACAAACUCACCAAUCAUUCUAACACUAGAUUGUGACAUGUACUCAAACAAUCCCACAACACCUCUUCAUGCUUUGUGCUAUUUGUCAGACCCUAAGAUAAAUUCCGGUUUAGGAUUUGUUCAAUUUCCUCAGAGAUUUCAAGGAAUUAACAGAAACGAUAUAUAUGCAUCAGAGCUCAUACAUCCCUUUGACAUCAAUAUGGUUGGGUAUGAUGGUCUUAUGGGCCCAAUUCACGUGGGCACUGGGUGCUUUUUCAAUCGACGAGUUUUCUACGGGCCUCCAGCUAAUUUGAUUUUGCCUGAGUUAGAUGAACUUGCGCCAAAUAGGAUUGCAGAUAAGCCCAUUAAGGCCCAUACUGUUUUGGCAUUGGCACACAAUGUAGCUGGAUGCAACUACGAGCAUAACACCAAUUGGGGAUCCAAGAUUGGAUUCAGAUAUGGAUCAUUAGUAGAAGACUACUACACAGGGUUCAUGCUUCAUUGUGAAGGAUGGAGAUCAAUGUUUUGUAGACCCCAAAGAGCUGCUUUUUAUGGAAGCGCCCCAAAACGCCUAACAGAUGUAGUGUGGCAACAAAUGCGUUGGUCCAUUGGUCUUCUUGAAAUGGGGUUUUCAAGGUAUAGCCCAUUCACCUAUGGUUUGAAGUCAUUAGGCCUGUUUACAGGCUUAGGCUAUUGCUACUAUGUGGUUUGGCCGUUUUGCUCAAUUCCUCUUACCGUUUAUGGGGUUUUACCUCAGCUUGCCCUAAUAUAUGGGAUUAGAGUGUUCCCCAAGCCAUCAGACCAAUGGUUUUGGCUUUACAUCUUCUUGUCCCUUGGUGCAUAUGCGCAAGAUCUAGCAGAUUUUUUGUUGGAAGGAGGAACUUGUCAGAAAUGGUGGAACGAUCAGAGAAUGUGGCUGAUAAGAGGGCUCUCUUCAUUCUUCUUUGGUAUGAUAGAGUACACUCUCAAAAACCUAAACCUCUCCACACCUGGAUUCAAUGUCACCAGUAAAGCCAAUGGUGAUGACGAACAAAAGAAGCGGUACGAGCAAGAAAUAUUCGAUUUUGCGCCCUCUUCGUCCAUUUUCUUACCCAUGACCGCAGUGGCCGUCCUGAAUCUCUUUGCUUUCGUCUCGGGGCUCUAUGGUCUUUUCGCAUGGGGAGAAGGACUCAGCCUUGAGCUGAUGCUUGCAAGCUUCGUGGUGGUGAAUAGCUUACCGAUCUAUGAAGCCAUGGUGCUGAGGAAAGAUGAUGGAAAGUUACAAAAGGGUAUUUGUUUCUUAGCUGGGAUACUCACACUUGUUCUUAUUCUGGGAGGUUACUUUUUACUCAAGUAACUUCAUCUGUUAGGGUUUUUUUUUUAAACAAUAAGUCUUCAGGCAGAAGUCACAGAAUAUAUAUCCACUUUGUAAUGUGAUGUAAUACAUUGUGGUCUCUUGCAUCAUCAAAAUCUAAUAAAAUUUGAAGAUUUACAACU
Molecule: messenger RNA, 2389 nt
Organism: Brassica napus (rape)
Lineage: Eukaryota; Viridiplantae; Streptophyta; Magnoliopsida; Brassicales; Brassicaceae
Product: cellulose synthase-like protein G2
Exons: 5
Coding region: 90-2249 (719 amino acids)
Biological process (GO): cellulose biosynthetic process; plant-type primary cell wall biogenesis
Cellular component (GO): plasma membrane; trans-Golgi network
Molecular function (GO): cellulose synthase (UDP-forming) activity; mannan synthase activity
Source: RefSeq, a predicted model, not a curated record